AUGGUUGGACUGCUGGGCGGACAAUAUGAACUAUUCAAUACAAAGUCAAUGGAUAAAUUGGGCUCGGACAUUGAAGCGAUACAUAGAGCACAUCAUGUACAGCCAACUAUAUUUGUGUCAUUGGCAUCCUAUAGAGAUGUAUUAUGCUCAGACACUCUAAACUACAUCUUCCUCAAUGCGCGACAUCCACAAAACAUCUAUAUUGGUCUUGUUGAUCAAGGUUCAGAACUGCUGGAAGAGCAGCUGAAAAAGGAUGGCGAUCCAUUGGUCAACGGCACGACCUCGGCCGUUGAUCCCGACUAUCCUGUAUCACAUUGCUACAGAGGUCUCAAGAUAUCAAAGGAGUUGGCACUCAACAAUAUACGUCGCACGACAAUGACCGUGCCAGAGUCGCGAGGUCCAACGUUGGCACGACAACGGGCAUCCAUGCUCUAUCGCAACGAAACAUACUACAUGCAGAUAGACAGUCAUGUUCGAUUCAUCGUCGAUUGGGACCUCUAUGUUAUGAAUGAUCUCUGGUCGCUCAAGGGUCGCGCGUCAAAGGGUCGUCAUGGCGUGCCCAAGGCAAUACUCUCAGCCUAUCCAAUGCCCUAUGAGGAGACCGAUCCAGGACUGCCCAAGGACGACCAGAAGGAGGUGUCGCGGCUGUGCAAGGCGGUGUUCAACAAGAAUGGAAUGAUCACAUUCAAUGGAUAUAUACUCAAGGCGACGGCAACACCCGCCGAGAUACCAUUCGUGGCGGCGGGAUUCUUCUUUGGGAACGCCGAGUUCCUCGAGAAGGUGCCAUUCGACCCGCAUCUGCCCAACCUAUUCGAGGGCGAGGAGAUCCUGCUGACCGUGCGUCUGUUUACGAUUGGAGGCUACCGCUUCUUUGCGCCAACAAAGAACCUUUGCUAUCAUUACUACAUGAGAUCAAAGCAUCCAAAGUUCUGGAACGACAACACAUCGUAUCAAAUCGAGAUGGCACAGAGCCAGGACAGAGUCAAGUACAUACUGGGCAUGGACCCCGGUGCUGACCUCUCACAGCCCAAGUACGUCGACCUGGAGCCAUACGACAUCAAGAACAAGUCACUAAUCAAUGACUAUUGGGAGAGAUACAACAUUGACGUUGGAAAGAGCACAAUGGAUGUGGACAAAUGGUGUUGA
Messenger RNA from Acytostelium subglobosum LB1, 1146 nucleotides. RefSeq lists its product as hypothetical. NCBI's taxonomy places the organism in Eukaryota, Evosea, Eumycetozoa, Acytosteliales, Acytosteliaceae. Bases 1 to 1146 code for a protein of 381 amino acids. The transcript has a single exon. The record is from RefSeq and is a predicted model, not a curated record.